Dromaius novaehollandiae (emu) is the source of this 4789-nucleotide messenger RNA. RefSeq names its product transmembrane protein 259 (gene TMEM259). Gene Ontology annotation, biological process: positive regulation of ERAD pathway; response to endoplasmic reticulum stress. The record is from RefSeq and is a predicted model, not a curated record. Lineage: Eukaryota; Metazoa; Chordata; Aves; Casuariiformes; Dromaiidae. Bases 542 to 2770 code for a protein of 742 amino acids. Gene Ontology annotation, cellular component: endoplasmic reticulum. The transcript is spliced from 11 exons.
GGUCCUCCACCGUCCCAGAGUUCCCUCGCGGGGCGCUGCUCUUGCGUCGCCGCGUCGUCGGUGCCAGGGGCCGGCGGAGGAAGAUGGCGGCGGGGCGGUGAGGGGCGUCGAGAGAGGCCGAGGCGGGCGAGGAGAGAGGCGCCGGCGGCUCUCCGUGCCGGGCCGCCGCUGGUAACGGGCCCUCCAUGGCCGCGGGGCCGGCCCUGGAGCCGCGUCCCCCCCGGGCCUGCUCGGGCCCCGCCGCUCCCAGGCCCCGCCGCGCCGCUGGGGCCUGGCCCCGGCCCGGGCGCCGUCAGGCUUGACCCGCCCCCGCUCCGGGACCCGCCUCAGCGCGCAGGAGGCCGCACCGACCCCGCGCGGGCUCCGCGGCCGCCGCCCGGUCCCCCCGCUGUUGCCGCGCCCGUCCGGGGAAGCCGUCGGGCCUCCCCCCGCCGGGGGAGCAGGGCCCCUCCGCGGCGGCCUUUCCCCUCCCGCGAAGGCGGCGCGGCCCCCCGGCCGCCCCGGGAAGAGUGCCAGCUCGCUCCCCGCCGCAGCGGCCAGGAUGUCCGAGAACCAGCCCAACGCCAACAACCAUCACCCGGCCAACAACACCGGGGGCGGCGGGGCGGCCGGCGCCAACAACCGGGGCGUCCGCAACCCCAACCUCAACCAGAACCCCUUGAUCAACGUGCGCGACCGCCUCUUCCACGCCCUCUUCUUCAAGAUGGCAGUGACCUACGCUCGCCUGUUCCCACCGUCCUUCCGCCGUAUCUUCGAGUUCUUCGUUCUCCUCAAGGCUCUCUUUGUGCUCUUCAUCCUGGCUUACAUUCACAUCGCCUUCUCCCGCUCGCCCAUUAACUGCUUGGAGCAUGUGCGGGAUAAAUGGCCACGUGACGGCAUCUUACGGGUGGAAAUACAGCGCAACUCAAGCCGAGCCCCCAUCUUCUUGCAGUUCUGUGAUGUUGAGAAGUUCCCAGGAAUGGUAGUUGAGUCCACAGCUGAGGAAGAGGAGGAAGAAGAGGAGGAAAUGACUGUGGAUAUGUUUGAAAACAGCUCUAUCAAGUUUGAGCUGGAUAUUGAGCCCAAGGUGUUCCUCAAGCCCUCCCGGAUGAGCAGCACCGAGGCACUGACCCACAACGAAAGCCAGGAGUUCUCGUUUAGUGAAGCAACCACUAAAGGUAUGCAGCCUCUGAGGGAGACUGUGUCCGAGUUUGAGAUGCUAGCCAGAGCAGUGUGGCCUCAGGAAGAGUACAUUGUGGAGUACUCCUUGGAGUAUGGGUUUUUGCGUCUGUCCCAGAGCACUCGGCAGCGCCUCAGCAUCCCAGUCAUGGUGGUAACUUUGGAUCCCACUAGGGACCAGUGCUUUGGGGACAGAUUCAGUCGCCUGUUGCUGGAUGAGUUCCUGGGUUAUGAUGACAUCCUGAUGUCAAGUGUCAAAGCUUUAGCUGAAAAUGAAGAAAACAAAGGUUUCCUUCGCAAUGUGGUGUCUGGGGAGCACUAUCGCUUUGUCAGCAUGUGGAUGGCUAGGACUUCAUACCUUGCAGCCUUUGUCAUCAUGGUCAUAUUUACUCUGUCCGUUUCAAUGCUGUUGCGUUACUCGCACCAUCAGAUCUUUGUCUUCAUUGUUGAUCUGUUACAGAUGCUGGAAAUGAACAUGACAAUUGCAUUCCCUGCAGCUCCCCUGCUCACUGUCAUUCUGGCUUUAGUAGGUAUGGAGGCCAUUAUGUCAGAGUUCUUCAAUGACACCACGACUGCGUUUUACAUCAUCCUUAUUGUAUGGCUGGCUGACCAAUAUGAUGCUAUCUGUUGCCACACCAAUACGAGUAAGAGACACUGGCUCAGGUUUUUCUAUCUGUAUCACUUUGCCUUUUAUGCUUACCACUACCGAUUCAAUGGGCAGUACAGCAGCCUGGCUCUGGUCACCUCGUGGCUGUUCAUCCAGCAUUCGAUGAUCUACUUCUUCCACCACUACGAGCUGCCAGCUAUUCUCCAGCAGAUCAGGAUCCAAGAGAUGCUGCUGCAGAACCAGCAGGUGGGCCAGGGGACUCAGACGACACUCCAAGACAACCUCAACAACAACACUACAGCUGCCCCGGUCGACGUGGGGAGCCGACGACCCCACCUGGCCGCUGGACCCUCUGGGGAGGGCAGCAGCCCCGCUGCGCUGACUCCCAGCGAGGCCUCCGGCGUCAUUGCUGCUGCCACAGCUGCUUCUGUUGGGAGCGAUCUGAACUGGGUAGCUGAGAGAGCCGCCAUCGUUACAGAAGCCUCGUUUCUCUCUGACCUGAGCGCUACCCUCUUGGAGCCGAACGUGGUGCACGAAGCCAUGGCCAACGGGAACCCUCAGGAUGCUGCCGCUGCCUCCGGUUUGGUAGCCCGGAUCAGAGUCAGCAGCGACCAUCCGGAGACUGCUGUGGGCUCCAUCACUAUUGAAGUCACUUCAACCUCUGUGGUUGCUGCAGCAGAUAUUCCCCCUGCUACAGAGGAGGCACCAGCUACGCUCCCUGUCCCAGUACGGGGAGAUGGGGCCUCUGUCCCCAGCCCUUCCCUUCCUGAGCAGACUGAGGCUGCAGAAGGGUCUGGCAGCCAAGCAAAGCCUCGUGGAAAGAACUGCGUUGCAAACAGCAGUGUGGCAGAGACCCCGCCAGCCGUUGUGCGGGAUGCUGAUCUGGACAAACGUUUGGGUCAUGCUCUAGGGGACCAGGGGGAGAGUAACCCUUGCCCAGCACCAGCGGAUAGUACAGCUAGCUCCAAAGCUUGCUCGGAGCCAGACUUGAGGAGCCUGUCUUGAGUCCCUGUUCUUGGCAACUGUGGACUGCCAGGAAGGCAUUUGGAUUUUGUUUGUUGUUAUUUCUCACCUCACCAUCAUCCUUAACCCAUGAAUUCCUCUUAGUGGAGGCAGAGUAGCUGGGACAGAGAAAAGGUGCUGCAGUAAACUCCCCUGAGAAAAGUAAAUGUGCGUUUGUGUAUGAGAAGGGAUGAAUAUGCAUGGGACUGCUAGACUUCUCGCUGCAGGGAGGGAGUGAUGAUAGGUUCACUUUCACAGCCUGCAAGGCCCCUGGGGCCUUGUGCUUUCCUGAACUUGCUGGCAAGCAGGGCGGCUGGAUUAGCCCUGGAGUCAGCUUAGUGUUACAACUUUUCUUUGUCCCUCACAGCAGCCUCAGCUUUGCCCUUCAGGUUGCGUUUGCAGUCCUGGUAGUGCUCACAAGUGCGAGCUGACUUGUGACAAACCAUGCCUGCGUACAGCAACUUUCCGGUUAGAAAAGCUGCUGCAUAGGAAUGAAGAGCAUUUUCAGACAUCCGUGAGAGAGCCACAGAAGGCAGAAAGAGUAGCUUAAAACCUUCCUCCCAACAUUAGACCUACUCGCAUCAGAGCAAAGCUGGGCAAUUACCAAAGUAGAGCUGCAGUUCACCCACCUCUUUUCUGCCCUUAAACUUCAUUAGUCACUGGGUUUGGGGGUUAGAAGCUGCCAUGCCCAAGUUAGAGCUUGCAUGCUAGGGCGGAUGCAUUUGGCUGGGCCUGGGAGCAGUGGGGGUUCAUGUUCUGGUCAGGCCUGGAGGAAUGCUGUCCUUUCUGCUGCUGGUGACAUCUGCAAGGGCUCUGUGAAUUUGGCUGCUCUUAAAUACGUGUGGCCAGCAUAAGGUGGGAGCUUCUGCCACAGGCAAAUGGCCUCAAAUAAUAUCUACUUGGAACUGAUCUGCAGCUUCGUUUUCUUCAGAGAUGUUUCGGAUGAGGAGGACAGCAGCUCUGUCUCUGUACAACUCUGCUUUCGGCACCUGCAGCUGUAGGUGGAAUAGUUUGCUUUUCAGUGCCUUGUUCCUUAAAUGGGACAUGUUUGCGUUCUAAGAUCAGCUCCAUCCCUGAGGAGAGAUCAGCUAUUCGUGAGGCUGAACCGUUGUGUGAGAUGGCAUAGCGAAGAACCAAAACACUAAAGCCAAGACACUUCAACUAAUUUUCCCUCUCUUUCCUGGCAGAAGAGGUGAAGCUGGCUUUGAGACUCGUGUCCAACCCCGGGACAAUACAGCUGGCUGGGUAUCACAGGGCUGAAUUAGGGGUUUGGGACAGGGAUCAGCUACCCCCGAGGGUGGGUUGGACCCACGUGUGUAUGACUGGAAGGAGGGUUUACACUUGUAGGCAGGGCAGAGCUCUUGUGAAUGGAGCAACAGGAGAGACUCAUGUCUGCGGGGCUCUGAGAAAAGGCGCUUACGGAAAUACGUGGUGAAAAGGGCAGUGCUGGGAGGAGGUGGCUGGGGGCACUUAACUUGCUUUUUGCAGAGGAGCAAGGGAGCUUGCUGUGAAAGCAUCCCUGAAUUUCAGCCUCCUCCUGCACAGCUAAGCAGCAUCUGUGCGAGUCCACGGGUCUCUCCCUUUGGAGGGGGGUGUAUUUUUCUGUGGAAAUUUCCCUUGUCAGUACCAAAGGGGUUCAGAACCCCACACUUCACUUUCUUUGCAUUUCUUGCCCAGGAAACCCCUUGUUCUGUUUUUAGGAGCCCUGGGUGUUGCCCUGGGGAAAUAGGGGGGAUCUGCUAGUGACCAGCAUGUCUGAACCUGCAACCAGCCAUCCUGGGAGGAAGCCGGGGGUGGCCGAACGAGGCUCGGGGGUGACCUGGCUCCCUGCCUCCAGGCAUCGAUGUGCCAGAGCACAAGAGAGCAAGAAAUAAUCAUAGGCUUUUAAGAGGAGCGGGUGGGUGGGAGGGAGAGAGGGGGGGGAAAUGAACCAAAUCAUUUGCUGAAUGAAGAGUAGAGAUCACUCUAUUUAAUUAAUGUACAAAAUGUGUUUGUAUAUAAUAAUAAAUAUUAUAUCUAACA